This is a messenger RNA of Priapulus caudatus, 642 nucleotides long. Its product is annotated as collagen alpha-1(I) chain-like. The record is from RefSeq and is a predicted model, not a curated record. The transcript has a single exon. The coding region runs from base 1 to 642 and encodes 213 amino acids. NCBI's taxonomy places the organism in Eukaryota, Metazoa, Priapulida, Priapulimorpha, Priapulimorphida, Priapulidae.
AUGAAUGAGGGACCACCGGGCGCGGCGGAGCCACCCGGCACAGCGGGGAGCACGGGCGGCGGCGAGGGGAGCCACCGGGCGCGCGGGGACCACUCCGGCACGGUGGGGGAACGCACCGGCGCGCGGGGGCCAGCUUGGAGCCACGGCCGUGGGGGCGCGGCGGAGCACCGGGCGGCCGGGAGUCCCACCCGGGCACGGUGGGGGCCGGCGGGCGAGCCACCGGGCGGCGCGGGGGCGCGCGGGCCAACCGGGCGCGCGGGGCGAGGCCACCGGGCACGGUGGGGGCGCGGCGGGGAGCGCCACCGGCGCGGCGGGGAGCCACCGGGCCGGGUGGGGGGCGCGCGGGGAGCCACCGGCGGCCGGCGGGGCCGGCCGGGGAGCCACCCCGGGCGCUGCGGGGGACCACCGGCGGCGGGCGGGGGGGGGGCACCACCCGGGCACGGUGGGGGCGCGGUCGGGGAGCCACCGUGCCGCGGGCGGGAAGCCCACCGGGCGCGGCGGGACCACGCCGGCGCGGCGGGAGCCACACCGGACGCGCGGGGACCACCGGGCACGUGGGUCUCGUCAUGGGAGCCAACGGGCGCGCGGGGACCACCCGGUGCGGCGAUGGGCCGUGUGGGUGGGUUGUGCAGUAACAUGUAG